Ornithorhynchus anatinus (platypus) is the source of this 2324-nucleotide messenger RNA. It is a transcript of the gene HOOK1, whose product is annotated as hook microtubule tethering protein 1. The transcript has 21 exons. The record is from RefSeq and is a predicted model, not a curated record. Gene Ontology annotation, molecular function: microtubule binding; dynein light intermediate chain binding. Gene Ontology annotation, cellular component: cytoplasm; centrosome. Bases 85 to 2151 code for a protein of 688 amino acids. NCBI's taxonomy places the organism in Eukaryota, Metazoa, Chordata, Mammalia, Monotremata, Ornithorhynchidae. Gene Ontology annotation, biological process: cytoplasmic microtubule organization; cytoskeleton-dependent intracellular transport.
AAUUGCGUCCCACCUCCUCAGUUGCAGACGUUUAACACCGCGGCGCCUUGUAGAGACGUCCAGGAGUUGACUAACGGCGUCGCCAUGGCCCAAGUUCUCCAUCAGAUAGAUGCGGCUUGGUUUGAUGAGCCCUGGUUAGCCCGAAUCAGAGAAGACGUCGGCGACAAUUGGAGAAUAAAGGCCAGCAAUCUGAAGAAGAUCCUGCAACAAAUCAUGAGUUACUACCACGAGGGUUUGGGUCAGCGGAUCUCGGAAGAGCUCGUUCCCGAUUUGAGCCGGAUUACCGAGGAUUCCGAUCCGACGGAGCUAGGCCGGCUACUGCAGCUUAUCCUGGGCUGCGCGGUCCACUGUGAAAAGAAACAAGAACACAUUCAAAACAUAAUGACCUUCGAGGAGUCCGUUCAACACGUCAUCAUGACGGCCAUACAGGAGCUGAUGAGGAAAGAAACGCCGGGCUCCGCGGCCCCCGCUCACGGCGCCGGAGAUUUGGAGCAACAGCUCCGGAUGGCUUUGGAAAACCUUCAGGAGGCCCUGGCCGAAAAAGAAGAACUGAAGCAGAGAUGCCAGGAGCUGGAUGUGCAGGUGGCCGCGCUCCAAGACGAAAAGAACACGCUGCUGUCUGAGAACGAGCUGAUGAACGAAAGACUCGAUCAGCUGGACAACUCCUUUGAUGAUCCAGGCACGGUGGUGGCCAAGAAAUACUUCCACGCUCAGUUGCAGGUAGAGCAGUUACAAGAAGAGAACUUCAGACUGGAAGCCGCCAAGGAUGACUAUCGUCUCCACUGCGAAGAUCUCGAGAAACAGCUGAUCGAGUUUCAGCAUCGGAAUGACGAACUGACCGGCUUCGCCGAGGAAACGAGGGCCCUGAGGGAUGAGAUCGACGUUCUCAGACUGAGUUCGGACAAGGCCAGCAAGCUGGAGUCGACCGUGGAGGUUUAUCGCGAGAAGCUGCGGGAUCUGCAGGACCUGCGCCAGCAGGUGAAAACCUUGCAGGACACAAACAUGCUGUAUAUGCAGAACAUGGUCAGCCUGGAGGAGGAGCUGAAGAAGGCCAACGCCGCCCGCGCGCAACUGGAAACGCACAAAAGGCAGAUCCAGGAACUCCACGCCAAGCUCACCGGCGAGUCCAAAAGGGCCGACACGUUGGCGUUCGAGAUGAGGAGACUCGAAGAGAAGCACGAAGCUCUGCUCAGAGAGAGGGAGAGGCUGAUCAUCCAGCGGGACACCCUGAAGGAGACAAACGAGGAGCUCCGCUGUUCGCAGAUGCAACAGAAUCAUCUGAACCUGGCGGGGGCGUCUGCCGCGGGCAGCCAAGGGAACCUGGCCGCCGAGAUGAUGCCCGUGGAGUGCCGGGAGAUGUUCAUCCGGCUGCAGCACGAGAACAAGAUGCUGCGCCUGCAGCAGGAGGGCUCCGAGAACGAGCGCAUCGCCCAGCUCCAAGAACAGCUCGAGCGAAAGCAGCGCAGCACCAACCGGCUGGAAACGGAACAGAGGCUGAGCGAGGAACACAUCGGCGAGCUCCAGCGCCAGGUGGAGGACCUCCAGAAGGCCUUGCAGGAUCAGGGGGCCAAGGCCGAAAACGAAGGCUCCAGCAAGCUAAAGCAGAAAUUAGAAGCUCACAUGGAGAAGCUGACUGAGGUCCAGGAGGAGUUGCAGAAAAAGCAGGAGCUCAUCGAAGAUCUGCAGCCGGAAGGACAGCACGGCGCCCAAAAGAUCGAAGACCUGGAAGCGGCUCUCCAGAAGAAAGACGAGGACAUGAAAGCGAUGGAGGAGAGGUACAAAAUGUACCUGGAGAAAGCCAGAAACGUCAUCAAAGCUCUGGACCCUAAACUCAACCCAGCGUCGGCAGAGAUCCUGCUCCUGAGGAAGCAACUGGCCGACAAAGACCGAAAAAUCGAAAUAUUGGAGGGUGAAUGUAAAGUUGCAAAAUUUCGUGAUUAUGAAGAAAAACUUAUCGUGUCUGCCUGGUAUAAUAAGAGUCUCGCCAUCCAAAAGUUGGGCAUGGAAUCCCGGCUGACCGGCCACGGCGCCGGGCCCGGCAAGGACUCGGGCGCGGGGCCCCCCGCCCGCUCUUUCUUAGCUCAGCAGCGCCACAUCACCAACACGAGGAGGAACCACCCCGGCCCAGCCCCCGCGGCCACCUCGGAUUAAACCGCCGGAGGGCCGACCCCGAUUCCCAAGUGCCCUUACGGAUUUGGCAGCUUCCGGGUCCCCGGGGGAGUUGGGACGCCGGACGUCCGACCCUUUCCCGGAUCGAAAAGAUGAGGAAACGAAUCCGGUCGGACGUUUUGUAAAACGCAGUAAAGGACCCGUAAGGAAGCAAA